GCGAAAGUAAUUUCAACCGUUUUGUCGCGAUGUCCCUACCGAAGAGAGUUGUUGGAAAUUAAAUGUUCGCAUUUAGGCGUAACUGCGACCCGGCCGCUUUGAAUAGCCUAGGCCACUGCUGAAACUAUUAGGCCUACUGUUAAAAUGUAUUUAAGAGUUAUUUUGAGUGUCAUCAUUUUCGUUUUCUCAGAAGGACUGAUAUUACAAGGCCCCAGUAGACCCCUGGUUGCCCAGCUUGGGGGUGUUUUGCAGCUUCCUUGUUCCGUUGAGACCCCCUUACCUCUGGAUGAGUUGGAGGUGGAAUGGAGAAGGACGAGCUCAAAGGAACUGGUGCAUCUUUUCCAAGGAGGAGAAAUACGAUCAGAAUCGCAGAGCUCUGCAUACACGGAUAGAGCAUAUUUCUUUACAAAGGGAGAUAUAGCGAAGGGGAAUUAUUCUAUACUUCUUCGCAACAUUACAACCGAUGAUGCAGGAAGUUACAGUUGCGGCGUUUACACAAAUGAAGAAAACAGUGAAAUUGCCGUUGAAAUUGAUGCCAUUGAGCGUUUGGUGUUGACAGGAACAGACCAUGCCAUGACUGCCUAUGUUGGUCAAGAGGUCAUUCUGAGCUGCUUUGUGGAUUCCCAUAUUCCCCCUGAAGAGGUGUCCUGGACAAAGGUUGAUUCAGAUAAAAGCCAAAAGCUAGUUUUACUUUUUCAAGACAAUGUAACGUAUCAAGACUCAGCACAUGCAAGUUACCAAGGCAGAACAGAGUUUUUCAAUGCAGAGAUUCCCAAAGGCAACUUCUCACUGAGAUUGAAGGAUGUCAGGACUGAAGACAAAGGGGAGUACAUGUGUCAAGCCUACAGUGGUCAUCUAUCAGCCAACACCACUGUUGUUCUAGAGGGACUGGGUCUGUCCUCUAUGCACAUACUGAUAUUAGCAUUGUGCUGCGCUGCCGUUAUAGUGGCACUGGUCGUUUCUGCUUUGAUCCUUGUGGAUAUCAAAGAUGUAAGCCAAAGAGCCUUGAUAAUGCACUAUGUGCUGGUCUUUGCUCCAAGUAUCUUAAUGUUCACUGCAUUUGUGCUGUGGGGCGUUAUUGAGGGAUUCCUGGGUGAGGUGGUUACCUGCUCAACUGUCAACCUAAUUCGUUUCAUUUUACUAUUCAAGACAUGUCUAUAUCAGGAGAAACUCCCAGAAAUGAUUAAGACCAUCAUCAAGACUGGUUUUUUCUUUGAGUACUUCAUCGUUGUCAGCGUUUUGUAUUUUGUCAUUUUCUUUAAUGUUUGGAGUAUUGAAAGAGAGAGCAAAGCCAUGGCUUUCAUGGGCAUCAUGUAUGGAUCAUCACUGCAUAUGGGCAUAAAAGGUUUCUUUGGUGGAGGGGGUGAUUUCAUGGAAAUCAUGGAUUUGUUUUACUUGUUCAACAUGUCUUUUCUGUCUCGCACGUUCAGUGAAAGUGCCUUCAUAAGCAUGUUUGCUGGAGUAUUUGUAUUAAUUUUAUCCAACUGGAUUUUGUUUAUCAUAGUUAAGAAAAGAUAUCCUUUUUUGGAGAAAUCAAAAUUGUUCUGGUUGGGAUGGCAGAUAUUUUAUUUCAUCAGGCGCCUCAUUAUUAGUGCAGUAAUUUUCUACUUCUUUAAUCAAAUUCUAGAAAAUCAUGAAGAGCGUGCUGGAUUGCUGUCUGUAACUGCCCUGUUCCACCUCCUGGCUCUGUCUGGAAUAUAUGAUCGGGUGAAACUCUCUUUAGCUGAAACUCCAAAGACGAUUCUCUACAAGUAUGGAGCUGUUGGUUUAGUUGUUGUUAAUGCUGCUACCUUGGCAACAGAAUUAAUACUGAAAUCACGUACAGGAGAACGAAAUGUAGCAGAUCUCCGUGUUGUAGUUCUACCGUUUGAAUGUGUUUUUGUUUUGAGCUGGAUUGUGCUAUGGAGCCAUGCAUACUGGAUGGGCAGGCGAGAUAAAAUUAAAACAGAACUGGACAUGUGUAAGAAAAAAGGAUGUAGACAUUGGAUAAAGAGUUUGAAAGGAGAACUUGAUCCACCUGAAGAUUGUGAGAUGACUGAGAUGACAAGUCAGUCUGCUGCUGGAUCAGGCACUCCACAGGGGAGUCCACCUGAACCACCUCCAGAAACAGACGCAGACAUACAUGUUCUAGGAGAUGUCCCAGAAGAUACCAACACAUGUUCAUCAGAACCAGUUAGCAAAGAAGAUUUCAUCUCCACUGACACAGCUGCGGAAGCAAUAGAACCAAAUGCAGAUACACAUAGCCGUACAAGUAAAUCAGCUGCAGAAGAAAUGGACACAACUCCUGUUUUACAAGACAAAGAUACUAUCUCAAACACACACUCACAUAUACCAGUGACUGAGGAUACUGAUUCACUGUUGAGCCAUGGAGAAAAAGAGCCAGCAGAGACAGACUUCCAAGAGCCAAGACGCAACUCUGUUACAGAAGACAUGGAGAGCUCGCCACUUCUCCAAGGAGACAUGGUUAAACCCAUCCCUCAUUCUGAGUCAAAUUAAGAGACAAAUACUGUAUAGUGAUAACGAUAAGUGAAUCAAAAGGGAAAUAACAUGUCAUAACAGCACUGUUCCACAAGACACACUUAGUUCUUCAUAAUUACAGCAGAUUACAGUAUUUUCAACCUUCCUUGUGUUUUUAAAUAAAAGUACAAUUUAAUUU
Molecule: messenger RNA, 2656 nt
Organism: Alosa sapidissima (American shad)
Lineage: Eukaryota; Metazoa; Chordata; Actinopteri; Clupeiformes; Clupeidae
Exons: 18
Coding region: 145-2496 (783 amino acids)
Biological process (GO): cellular response to lipopolysaccharide; immune response; T cell costimulation
Cellular component (GO): external side of plasma membrane
Source: RefSeq, a predicted model, not a curated record